UGUGUGGUUUUGAUCUGACUGCGUGUAGAGGUGGUCACCGCUUUCCAAAAGCACCACAAACAUUCGCAGUAAAAAUAGGUUUGAAAUGAUUCUCUCUAACUUUCAGACCUUACCAUAAACAUUCUAGAGUCUGAAAACCUUCACGUUCGUUGAUGUUAAGUACCAGGUGAAAUUAUCUUGCACUUAUCUUGUAGUGUUUAUUGUUUUAUCACCGACGACUGUAGAGAGGAUAAAAACUACAUGGGGUGCAUACUGGGGAAAGAACCACCAUGAGGCUCUCCAUGUGCGCCAGUAAACACACCUCCACAACAAUGUCUCCUGCACCAGCCUUUUUGUGGUGGUCAGGUCUUUUUUCCCUCUUGAUCCUCCUUCCUCUGAUCCAGUCAUGUGAAAAAGGAACGGCGCGAGACUGUGCAGAAGCAGAGUUCGCUCCUGGGUCCGACCUCGCUGGAGAAGGCUUUGACAUCACCAAGAUGCAGCGGAAAGGUUCUUUCGUCAUCGACAUGAAAAAAUGGAAACAGAAGGACAAAUCCUGCACUCUGUGCCGGAACCCUUACAUGGAGGGGAAGAAGCAGAAGCUCCCGGUUUCUGUGGUGGACUGGAGACCAACCCAGAAGUGCAGCAUGAAGGUGUCCAGCUCCAUAUACCAGUCCAGUGAGUCUCUGCUAAGCUCCAGCACCUCCUCUAUCGAAAAUAACUGGAACAUGAAUUUGGGAAUCGACAUGAAGAGGGGUGAAGGGUCGCUCACACUGGCAGGCAGCAACUCCAAGCUGGCCGAGUAUUCGAUGGAGAAAACCAAAAAGGACAGGUUCAGUUUCACCAGUCACAGUGUCUCCUGUGGAUAUUACAAUUACAGGGUUUCUAACAAGCCGUUAAUUCAUCCUGAGUUUAAACAAGCCCUGAGUCAGCUACCCAAGCAGUACAAUCCUCAGUUCAAGCCACGGUUCUACAAGCUCAUCGACACCUUCGGCACUCACUACAUCACCAAGGUGACCCUGGGAGGGAAGGUCCACUCAGUGACCAGUAUCAGACAGUGCCAGACGUCCCUGCAGGGUCUGAGCGUGGACGAGGUGAAGACGUGCCUAGACGUGGAGGCUUCUGCCAGCGUGAUGGGGAAAGCUAAAGCCAACAUUAACAGCAAGCACUGUGACGAAGCCAAGGCCAAGACCGAGGGUAAAAACAGCUUCUCCAGCAGCUUCAACGACCGAUUAACAGAGAUCUCAGGAGGCCACACCACGGAGCCUGAGCUCCUCUUCUCCGCUAAUAAAGAUCCCGGCGCUUAUAAAGAGUGGCUCUCAUCCGUCCCGGCCCACCCGGAUGUGAUCUCAUACUCUCUUCAGCCUCUCCACGAGCUUCUCCCCAACAACAACCCGACCCGAAAGAACCUGCGCAAAGCCCUUCACGACUUCAUCCUGGAGAAGUCUCUGUGGAGAAACUGCUCUGAGCCGUGCAGCACCGGAAUCAAACCCGAUCCCAAAGAACCGUGUUUGUGUUCAUGCAGGAAUAACCCCGGCGUGACCGCUGACUGCUGCCCGUCCAAACGCGGCAUUGCUCGGGUCAAGGUAACGGUACUACGGGCGUCGGGGAUGUGGGGAGACCACACGACCGGCACGGACGGCUACGUCAAAGUUUACGACAAAAACAGCAUGAUGAUCGGACGCACGUCGGUGAUCUAUAACAACAACGAUCCCCACUGGGCCAUGACCUUUGACCUCGGUGAUGUCAUUCUGACAAAUGUCGACCCUUUAAAGCUGGAGGCGUGGGACGAGGACAACAAAUGGGACGACGACCCGCUCGGUGCCUGCACUGUCCCCCUGAAAGCGGGUGUUUUACAGGAUUCCUGUAAUUUAAAUCACGGCAUGCUGUAUUAUAAAACGGAGGUGGUGUGUGCGCCGAGUUUAGCAGGUCCGUCAUGCACCGAUUACGUCGGCUCUCCCAUGAAUUUUAAUCUGGAGAAGGCGUACGUGUCCCGGCACUCUCGGCCCGUCCCGCAGGACAUGCUGCAGGAAAUGGGCGUGAUUCUUGACGAAGCUCCGCUAACUGUUAAGCAGAUCGAAUACGAUGCAAAUAAAAGUGUCAUGCAGCUUCUGUAGCGAAGUUGAGCACCUUCUUAACUCCAUAUUUAUGAUUUAAACAGCAAAACUGACAGAAUCCAUGUACUCGUUAAACCGGUGUGCAAAUCCGAUUAAAAGUUUAUUCAAUUAAGUAAGAAAUAAAACACGAUGAGUUGAUUAUUUUCCUAUAA
Messenger RNA from Ictalurus punctatus (channel catfish), 2245 nucleotides. Its product is annotated as perforin-1. Lineage: Eukaryota; Metazoa; Chordata; Actinopteri; Siluriformes; Ictaluridae. Gene Ontology annotation, molecular function: calcium ion binding; pore-forming activity. The transcript is spliced from 5 exons. Gene Ontology annotation, biological process: leukocyte mediated cytotoxicity. Bases 270 to 2093 code for a protein of 607 amino acids. The record is from RefSeq and is a predicted model, not a curated record.